AUGCCUGCAUCUGAAGCCAGCGACGAAUUCGGUGACGAUUCGAUUCACGGUGCGACGAGGAAGACUUUGUUGAAGAUCAAGGGUUUCAGUGAGAUCAAGGUGGAAAAGAUCAAGGAGGCUAUCAACAAGUGUCUGCCUUCAGCUUCGGGUUUCAUUACAGCAAUGGAACUCAGCCACCAACGCAAGAGAGUUGUCCAUAUCUCGACUGGUAGCAAACAAUUCGACUCAAUCCUUGGAGGCGGCUUUCAGAGUAUGAGCAUCAGCGAAGUGUUCGGCGAGUUCCGCUGCGGCAAGACCCAGCUCUCCCAUACGAUGUCUGUUAUCGCGCAGCUUCCCAGGGACAUGGGCGGCGCUGAGGGCAAGGUAGCCUAUAUUGAUACAGAAGGCACUUUCCGACCAGAGCGCAUUGGGCAAAUUGCCGAGCGAUUUGGUGUUGAUCCCGACUCUGCCAAAGAGAACAUCGCUUAUGCCCGUGCUUUGAAUAGCGAGCAUCAGCUUGAGCUGCUUAACACUCUCAGUAAAGAGUUCGUUGGCGGGGAGUACAGACUGUUGAUCAUUGACAGCAUAAUGAACUGCUUCAGGGUUGAUUUCUGUGGUCGUGGAGAGUUGGCUGAUCGCCAACAGAAGCUGAAUCAGUUUCUGAUGAAGCUGGCUCAUAUGGCUGAAGAGUUCAACGUGUGCGUCUUAAUGACGAACCAAGUCCAAAGUGACCCUGGCGCCAGUGCUCUCUUCGCUGGAGCAGAUGGCCGCAAACCUGUUGGUGGGCAUGUUCUCGCUCAUGCUUCCACGACCCGUGUCCUGCUUCGAAAGGGUCGUGGUGAGGAACGUGUAGCUAAAAUCCAGGACUCGCCAGACUGUCCUGAGCGCGAGGCGACAUAUGUUAUCACUAACGGCGGCAUCAACGAUCCUGAUAAGCAUUAUGAUCAUAAUGCAAUUUAUGCACAAUCCGAACCAAUCAAUGCUUCAUGCAGUAAAAUUUCCGCCCGCUACCUGCACCUAAUCUUCGAGGACAAAUUCCGGCGGAUUGUCAUCAACAACCUCGACUUCAACAUCAAAAAGAGACACUCGAAGGAGGCAAAAAUGAAGAAAGAAAUCGAGAUAGCAGGCUACACAGCCCUGCCUCUAAACCUUCAAAGCACACCUGCCUUCUCAACACCAGCAACACACUACCUCUACCUCCGCCCGCAUGAACCACGCAUUUCCGACGCCGACACCCCCCGAUCGCUUUUCCUCGUCAACACCCCCAUCGACACAACAGACACACAUAUCCGCCACCUAUUCGGUACGCAGCUUUCCGCCGGCCGCGUCGAGCGCGUUGACUUUGAGGUCACACGCACUGGGAAGAAGAAUGGCGCCGCGCAGAUGGCCCUUGUACAGGGCACAAAUAUCGCCAAGAGCAAGAAACGCAAGCGCGUGACGGCUGAUGAGCUCGAGAAUCGGUUGGAAGACGUUUCGCUUCCGCUGACAUGGGACCGCCAGCUCCACCGGAGCGGAUCGCAUGCGGUUGUUGUUUUCGUGGAUAAGGCUAGUAUGGAGGCAAGCUUGAAGGCGGCGAAGAAGGCAGCGCGGAAGGUCUCUACUAUUACCUGGGGUGAGGGCAUUGAGGAUCGGACGCCCGCGUCAGGCCUCCAGCGCUACAUCUCUCACCAGCGAGCGUGUUACCCUCCACGUGCGGAGCUGCUGCGUACGGUGAACGAGUACAUGAAUGUCUUUGCGGAGGUCGCGGAGGCUCGAAAGAGAGAGGCCGCGCGGCGGGUGGCGGAGCCCGACGAGGAUGGGUUCAUUACUGUUACGAGCGGGCCAAGACUUACUUCUGCGGCUGGCGAGGAGGAGGCGAAACGGUUGAUUGAGAAGCAGAAGAAGAGGGCAGAGGGAUUCGGUGACUUCUACCGAUUCCAGUCUAGGGAGAAGAGAAAGGAAAGGCAGAUCGACUUGUUGAAGAAAUUCGAUGAGGAUAAGAAGAAGCUGGAAGAAUUGAAGAUGCGGAAGGGGAAGAUUCGACCUGAAUGA
Messenger RNA from Aspergillus mulundensis, 2010 nucleotides. RefSeq lists its product as uncharacterized. Gene Ontology annotation, cellular component: nucleus; condensed nuclear chromosome. The coding region runs from base 1 to 2010 and encodes 669 amino acids. The transcript has 9 exons. The record is from RefSeq and is a predicted model, not a curated record. Gene Ontology annotation, molecular function: ATP binding; ATP hydrolysis activity; ATP-dependent DNA damage sensor activity. Lineage: Eukaryota; Fungi; Ascomycota; Eurotiomycetes; Eurotiales; Aspergillaceae. Gene Ontology annotation, biological process: chromosome organization involved in meiotic cell cycle; mitotic recombination; DNA recombinase assembly.